This is a messenger RNA of Polyodon spathula (Mississippi paddlefish), 978 nucleotides long. Its product is annotated as olfactory receptor 51F2-like. Gene Ontology annotation, molecular function: G protein-coupled receptor activity; olfactory receptor activity. The record is from RefSeq and is a predicted model, not a curated record. Bases 1 to 978 code for a protein of 325 amino acids. Gene Ontology annotation, cellular component: membrane. Lineage: Eukaryota; Metazoa; Chordata; Actinopteri; Acipenseriformes; Polyodontidae. Gene Ontology annotation, biological process: G protein-coupled receptor signaling pathway. The transcript has a single exon.
AUGGACACGCAGGUUGGAACAACUGCAUCGGUCCACAACACUACCUUUGUGCGACCAGUUGGGUUUUACAUCAGAGGUUUUUAUGCUUUGCAGCACACUGAUUAUUAUUUUGUAUUCCUGUCAAUUGUUUACAUUGCAACAUUGUUAGCAAACUUUCUGAUCAUGUCAAUAAUUUGGUUUGCAGACAGCUUGCAUACACCAAAGUACUUUGCAAUUUUUAGCUUAGCCGUGGUGGAUGUCAGUUAUAGUACAGCACUUAUUCCAAAAUCGAUCGAUGCUUUUCUUUUCAAUGCCAGAUUUGUUUUUUAUGAUGCCUGUUUAACGCAGAUGUUCUUUGUACAUUAUUUUUCUUCGAUGGAAUCAUUUGCUCUCUCUGUUUUAGCUUAUGACAGGUUAAUAGCUAUCUGCUUUCCCCUGAGAAGCAACACACUCAACUCAAACACAAAAAUGGUUUUAGUUAUAAUUGUUUCCUGGGCAAUUCCUUUCGUUGUGGUUAUGAUCGUGGUCGCUCUCAUACCUCGAUUGUCAUUCUGUAAAUCUACGAUCAUUAACAGCUACUUUUGUGAUCACGGACCAGUAUUUAAAAACACUUGCAGUGAUUAUUCUGCAAAUUGGUUUAUGGCUGCAUUUUAUAUCGUUGUUUUAUUUUUUCUCCCUUUGGCGUUCAUUAUGCUGUCCUAUGUGUGCAUUAUAGUUGCCCUCUUGAAGAUUGCAUCGGCAGAAGAAAGACGUAAAGCAUUUAAAACGUGCACAACUCAUUUAACCCUAGUAGCAGUGUUUUAUACACCGCUGUUAGUGACCUAUAUCAUAGCGUGGGUAAACGUGACUAUCGACACAGACACCAGAAUUCUUAACACAUCUCUGUCUGCGGCUAUACCUCCUCUCCUUAAUCCGAUUAUAUACACUUUAAAGACUGAGGAAAUUAUGGAGCAAAUAAAAAAAUAUUUCAGAAAUCUAAAAAUUAACGCUCUAAGUUGA